Messenger RNA from Beta vulgaris subsp. vulgaris (sugar beet), 501 nucleotides. RefSeq lists its product as uncharacterized. The transcript has 2 exons. Bases 1 to 501 code for a protein of 166 amino acids. NCBI's taxonomy places the organism in Eukaryota, Viridiplantae, Streptophyta, Magnoliopsida, Caryophyllales, Amaranthaceae. The record is from RefSeq and is a predicted model, not a curated record.
AUGGCAUAUCUUUUACUGUAUGUUGAUGAUAUUAUUUUGUGUCCCUCAUCUAAUUCUCUACGAGAUCGUCUGAUUAGUACUCUUGAAAUAGAAUUUCCAAUGUCUGAUUUGGGUCCUCUUAGCUACUUUUUGGGAUUUUUUGUCACUCGUACUCCUUCAUAUAUGCUUCUCUCAAAGCAAAACUAUGCACAGAAAAUAUUGGAGCGUGCAAGCAUGAGUUCCUGUAAGCCUGCCGCCACUCCGGUUGAUACUAACUCCAAGCUCAGUGCUGAUUCAGGACCACCAGUCUCUGAUCUUACUUAUUACUGUAAUUUAGUUGGAGCUUUACGGUAUCUUACAUUUACUCACCCAGAUAUUGCUCAUGCAAUUCAGCAGGCAAUUGUUGUUUAUUGCGAUAAUGUUAGUGCUAUUUAUCUUUCUCGCAACCCUGUAGAGCACCAUCGUACCAAACAUGUUGAGAUGGACAUUCACGUUGUUCGGAAAAAUGUUGCUAUUGGUUAA